Cimex lectularius (bed bug) is the source of this 1635-nucleotide messenger RNA. RefSeq lists its product as uncharacterized. Lineage: Eukaryota; Metazoa; Arthropoda; Insecta; Hemiptera; Cimicidae. The record is from RefSeq and is a predicted model, not a curated record. Bases 312 to 1187 code for a protein of 291 amino acids. The transcript has 8 exons.
CUAAUCUGUCAGGCAAAGCUGAUAAGGCGAUAGCGAACGACCGACGAGGCAGGACGAGAGGAAAACAAUGGCCUAAAUUUAGUCUGAAUCAGUUAAAAGCUCAAAGUUUCGAUUUUAAUUUCCCUCUCCGCUUUUCCGACGAGUUUCCUUCCUGGCGGAGCCUCCCAGUGCAGCUUUCACCCGCAGCCAACGCGGGAACCGUUCCGAGGGACAGAUCGGAUUUAUGAAAUUAUGGGACCUUCUUGGGAUACAAGACUAGCCUGGGCGUCAGGACCAACCUCUUCCAGCAGUCGGUCACAUUGACAGCCAAAAUGUGGCCUCAGGACAAUUCAACAAUGAGUGGCUCUUCCACAUGGAGAGUUCCGAGUGAUCAACUCCCACUUGUUGUUGCUGUCCUCUGUGGAGGCACACUUAUCGUCCUGCUUGUCGCAGCAGCUGUACUAUGGAGGUUCUGCGUAGCACCGCAUCGCAACAAAGAUUACUGCAUGAAAAUGACCGAGAGCCCAUCAUCACAACAAGGUCCUGUCGUUCCUGUUUUGCCAAGGUCUUGGUUCAGCCAUUCAGCAGUAUUCCUCGACCCGAAAAGCGGUCAGUGGUCAGUGAGCUCUCGCAUUGUAGAUAACGGAAUUGGAGGCUCGAGCCAUUGGCUUUACAACAGCCAUUUGCUCAACCCCGCCUCCCUCGAACCUUGCACCUCAGUGCCCAGAUCCGCCAGUGUUCCUACAAGACAGCAGAACGAGAUGAAAAGACCACCUAGGCCCCACAGCCAGCCAUCUUCUAUUUCUCCAGUGCCUAAGCGACUGGCUGUGUCAACAUUGGACGGCCCUUGUUCACUUCCUCAGAUCUCAGAGUUCAACCCUCAUCUCAGCCUAUGUGCCUCAAGUAGCAUUCUAGAAGAAUGUUCCAAUGAGAUUUAUUUGUCUCCGUUUGGAGGGUGCACCAUGUUGAAGACUCAAAGCUUGCCGGCCUGUGUCCGAAGCAAAUCCCGACCUCUUUCAACCGCUGAUGACAUCUCUGAGCUCUACGCUAAAGUCAAUUUCAGUAAAAAGAGGAAAAACAGAAUGAGAAAUGACGAAGCUGCAAUAAUAGCUUUGAGCAAAUCCCGUAGUCAAUUUCUACACAAAGACACCGAUUCGUUAGUCGACAAUGAAGCCGUUGUCGUGUACGAUGAACGGACUGCACUCUGAAUCUUAAAAUUGAAUUAAAUGGCCUACGCUGUGAUCUUCGAACGAACGAAAUGUUAUUUCUCUCCGAAUGAGUUUGUCAAAAAUCUAUUCGCUUGAAUCUCAAUUUUUUUUCAGCUGGUCUUACUUUUGUGAUUUCACUAGGUCUCUUUAUAAAAUAUGAUUUUUUAAAGCCUAUUCGUAACUAGCUCUCACUUCUGCACUUACUUUUCCUUCAUUAACAAAAGGGGAAAAUCACACCAUUAGGACUUGUAGCUAAGUAAGCUAAUUUCAAGUAGGAUUUGCCCUGUUCAGUUUAUUAACUAUUUUCAACAUUCACAUAUCGAAAUCAUCCUAAAAGAAAUCUGUUCGUACAUAUCUAACCAGACUUGAACAAUCAAUCCUUGGAACCGCGAUGUUUACAAUUACAUUAUAACUAUUGAACAUGUAAUAACGAUAUUGACAAUUUUUG